AGAUAAUGAAAUAUGAAUCUUGGCCCACUAGAGGUUUCACCGGAAAUCUCCGAAUCAAUAUCGAGGGUUAUUGAUUUGUUAAAAAUAGUGGGAGAUAAUUAAUUAAAGGCCUAAUUAAUUAUUAAACAUGAUAAAUAACCUAUUUUGCAAAAUUUUUGUAGAUGGAAAACAACAACCCUUUCAACCUGCGAUAUGUUCUAGAAAAGGAAAAAUUAUCUGGAACCAACUUUCUUGACUCGGAGAUGAACGUCCGAAUCGUUCUUAACUGUGAGAGGAAACUCUACAUCCUCAAAACAAAUCCUCCCAAGACCCCUGAUGCUAAUGCUCGUGCGUCCGAACUCACUUCCUUCAAGAAGUAUGAGGACGACACGCGAGAUGUAAAGUGUAUCAUUAUGGCCAGUAUGACCGCGGAGCUCCAAAGGCUCCACGCGGACAAGGAAGUGCGUCCUAUGUUACAAUGCUUAAGAGACCUUUACCAAGAAACACAAACGGAACUCAAUUCGGACCCGUUCGGGGGGAAAAGCGCGUACCGUUCAGGGAGGACUUCGUGCGCCUACUACAGUGGGCCCGUCCAGGAACCCUUGGGGUCCAACGGGUUUUCAUCAUGUUGGGCUUGUAAAAUGAGGCAAGCAGCUGGCGACGAUGGACAGGCUGUCCUAGAGGGUGAGCCUGAGCACGUGAGCGUGCACACUGAAGCGUCAAGCUUCACACCCCAGCAGGCCUCUGAGCAGGCAGUUCCGGGCGCGGACCCGAUUCCUGAAGCUGUCCCUAUCAUUCAGCCGCAACUCGCGGCUAACUUCAUGAACUUUCUCCAGCAGAUGGCUGGAGCAUACGUGCCACCACCGCCACCACCGCCACCACCAGUGGCGGUGGUCACCAUCGAGAAGCUCCGGAAGAACGGGGCUGAGGAAUUUCUGGGCGAUCAGAUCGCCGACCCCAUGAUCGCGAAACGGUGGUUUGAGCGAACCAAACGGGAUUCCGCCUAUGACUGGUGGAAGCGUGUAGGAGCGGACGAUCCGGAGCCCGUGCAGUGGGCCACUUUUGACCGACUCUUUCAUGAGGAGUACAUCCCGGAGCACUUCGUCGAGGCGAAGCGAGAGGAGUUCUUGAAGUUCACCCAGGGUGAACUCACGCUGCCUGAGUAUCUUCAGAAGUUUGACGAGCUCGCGGGGUUCGGGCAAGACCUCGUACCGACCGUGGAGAAGCGAUGCAAACGCUUCGUGGAGGGUUUACGUCCCGACCUUUCGACUCAUCUAAUCAUUGCUCCUCGAAGUGACAUCAACGCGUUGUACAAGAAUGCGUUGGACCUAAAUGCGGCUCUCAUUAAGAAAGCUGAAUUCGAGCAGGCGCAGGGGGCAUCAGUAGCACCAUCCCGUCCUCCUCCACCUCAGAAGGCGGGGACCAGCAGCAAGAGGUCCUUUGCAGCACCGAGCAGCUCUCACCAGAGCAAGAAGGUGAAGUCAGCCCCAGCUCAGUCGUCGGUGUCCGUGCAAAAGAAGGGCAAGAGCGGAGAUGGGUUCCGCAACCCGAUUUGCGACCAUUGUGGGCGCAGGCACCCAGGGGAGUGUUGGUACACUUUGGGCUUGUGCCUUGGGUGUGGCCAAGCCGGGCAUUUCCGAAAGGAUUGUCCGAAGAAUCCAGGUGAGGCAUUCUCGACCGCACCGGCCGCUUCAGCCCCAGCAGCACAGCCCGCCCAGAGCCAGAAGUCGGCGGCAGCAUCCAGUCAGCCCAGGCGGCAAGCAUCAGGCGCUCAAGGGGGGAAGGCCCCAGCCCGCACUUACGCGAUGCGAGGGCGUACCGAGGAGCCAGCCCAUGACGUCAUCAUGGGUAUGUUUACCUUAUUCAAUACAUCUAUUACAGCUUUGAUUGAUCCGGGUUCCACUCUAUCAUAUGUCUGUAUGCCUAUGCCUGUUAUGCCUAACUUUCCGAGGGAAAAUUUAGACAAUCCGGUAAUAGUGUCCAACCCAUUGGGACAUAGUCUACGACUCACCCAUGUGUAUCACGAUUGCCCAUUAGUGGUCCAGGGAAAGAUUUUCCCUGCGAGUCUCAAUGAGCUUCCACAUCGUGAGUUUGACGUUAUUCUAGGCAUGGAUUGGCUCACCGCCAACCAAGCCGUUGUUGACUGUGGAGCUCAUACUGUUCGACUGAGAGCUGAAGACGGUAGUGACGUACUGAUCCACGGUGAGCUUCUUCCGAAAGCUCCAGAAUUCAUUUCCUACAUUCAUGCUCGUCGACUCAUCCGCAAGAAGUGUGAAGCAUUCUUGUGCACAGUGCGUGACACUCGUCAGGAGGCGCCUAGUAGGGGGGACAUCCCUACGGAGCAGAUAACCUCAGCCCAGAGCAGCGAUGAUUUCUGUAUCCAGACAAUUGAGCUCGUCUCUCGAGGAGAGAAGCCGGAUUUUGCAGUUCGGAAUGAAACACAAACGGAACUCAAUUCGGACCCGUUCGGGGGGGAAAGCGCGUACCGUUCAGGGAGGACUUCGUGCGCCUACUACAGUGGGCCCGUCCAGGAACCCUUGGGGUCCAACGAGUUUUCAUCUGUCGUGCCCGGCUCGUUACCGUUCGGGGACGAUGACCGGAGUGCAGCACCACACACACUCAACAGAGUUCCAUCUAAAGCUGUCGAGAGCACACCAUACGAACUAUGGCGUGGGAGAAAACUGAGUUUCUUGUACUUUAAGAUUUGGGACUAUGAAGCUUAUGUAAAACGUACUAGUAAGUUGGAGCCUAAAUAUGAUAAAGUAAUUUUUGUGGGAUACCCCAAGGAAACUAGAGGGUAUGAGUUCUAUUAUCCAUCCGAUAACAAAAUUUUCGUUGCUCGGAAUGGAACCUUCCUUGAGAAGGAGUUUCUUUCUGCUAUCACUAGUGGGAGAAAGGUAGACCUCGAAGAAAUUCGAGAACCACAAGAAGAAGUACUGAUAGUGUUGGAACAUGAGCAAAGAGAUCAAGCAAUUGAACCUCAAACUGGUCAAGAUAUACCACGUAGGUCAGACCGGAUACGUAAUCCUCCGGUCAGAUAUGGAUUUCUCAUGUCUGAUGAAGGUGACGUCUUGUUGGGAAGUCCAGGAGAAGCACACUCGACAGCGGUCAAGAAUAUCCUCAAGUAUCUUCGCAAUACUAAGGAUGCAUUCCUGGUAUACGGUGGUGAGGAAGAGCUAAAGGUGGUCGGUUACACUGAUGCUAGCUUCCAAACCGACAGAGACGAUUCAAAAUCACAAGCAGGAUAUUUGUUUUGCCUGAAUGGCGGAGCUUUUAGCUGGAAGAGCUUCAAGGAGGAUACAAGCGCCGAUUCGACUACAGAGGCUGAGUACAUAGCUGCCGCCGAGGCAGCUAAAGAAGCUGUUUGGAUCAAGAAGUUCAUUACUGAACUUGGAGUGGUUCCUAGUAUUAAUGACCCUAUCUCGUUGUUUUGCGACAACACUAGGGCCAUUGCACAGGAAAAGGAACCGCGAUCUCACCAGAAAACCAAACACAUUGUACGCCGCUAUCACAUCAUACGAGAAAUCGUAGAUAGAGGAGAUGUGAUGAUUUGCAAAGUAGAUACUGAUGACAAUAUAGCCGAUCCCUUGACCAAGCCUUUAGGAAAGCUAAAGCAUGAGGGUCACACUAGGUCCAUGGGCAUUUGACCGAUGCCAGAUUGGCCAUAGUUCAAGUGGGAGAUUGUUGGAGUUGUGCCCUGAUGGCCAACUGUUCAUCGUUAUCCUAUCAUGUAUAGGCAGAUAUAAUAUGUUUACACAUCUCAUGCUAAUGUAAACAAAUAUUAUAUUCCUAGAUUUAUAUUUAAAAGAUGUUUAUCAGAUACUGUUAUUCUGCUGAUGAGACUAACAUCUUGAAAUAAAUAUUUAUCUAAAUG
Cuscuta campestris is the source of this 3853-nucleotide messenger RNA. The record is from the annotation of a GenBank genome assembly. Lineage: Eukaryota; Viridiplantae; Streptophyta; Magnoliopsida; Solanales; Convolvulaceae.